ACUAUAACAGUAAAAUUAAUCAAGCUUGCAUAGCCCGCCAAACGCGCCCAAUCCCUUAUAUUAUAGUAGCCAUAAUCGUCCAUCCUGAUAGAAUCAUCAUCAUUCCAUUCGUUCGUUCUCUUCUCUCUGAAUCCGCUGCUGCUUUCCUCAGCCCUAGCUUGAUCGCCAUGGAAGCAGCAGCGCCUUCUUCAGCAGGAACGUCCAGUAGUAAGCGCACCCUCACCAAGAGGCCCUCAGCCUCUUCCUCCUUUCGUCUCCGCAGCCCGAGUCUUAAUUCUCUCCGCCUCCUCCGCAUAUUUGACAUUUUCGACAAGAACUCCGAUGGCUUGGUCAGCGUCUACGAGAUCAACCAGGCCCUGGGACUACUCGGUCUGGACGUCGAAGUUUCCGAGCUGGAAUCCAUCAUCCGGACCUUCAUCCAGCCCGGAAACGAAGGCCUCACGUAUGACGACUUCGUAGGGCUCCACCAGUCCCUUUACGAUACAUUCUUCUUCGACGGUGAUAACCUAGGAAAUGCUGUGGAAGAGGCAGCGGCCUUGGUGGUGGCUGUCCGGGACGAGGAGGAGGCGAAGAAGUUAUUGCAGGAGGAGUCGGAUCUAAGGGAGGCGUUCAAGGUGUUUGAUGAAGACGGUGAUGGGUUCAUAUCGGCAAAGGAGCUGCAGACGGUGCUUGGGAAGCUAGGGUUUCCGGAAGGCAAUGAGAUUGAUAGAGUAGAGAGGAUGAUUACUUCCGUUGACCGGAACCACGACGGCCUCGUUGACUUGUUCGAAUUUAAGGACAUGAUGCGCAGUACUGUUCUUGUUCCUUCUUCUUGAAUCUAGUUGUUAAUUUUCUAAAUCAUAUUCAUUUCCGUUCCACACUGUUGUGCAUGUCAUUUUUCGAUCUUUUUCUCUUAGUGACAGCGUGUGAAUGUUAAUUGUCAAUUUGUAAUCAAAUAAGGAAAGUAAUUCUUCGUUUCUCUA
Argentina anserina (silverweed cinquefoil) is the source of this 962-nucleotide messenger RNA. Its product is annotated as calcium-binding protein CML42-like. The record is from RefSeq and is a predicted model, not a curated record. Lineage: Eukaryota; Viridiplantae; Streptophyta; Magnoliopsida; Rosales; Rosaceae. The coding region runs from base 168 to 815 and encodes 215 amino acids. Gene Ontology annotation, molecular function: calcium ion binding. The transcript has a single exon.